CUCGAUAUUCCACUGCUUUCCUUCUCCUUUACUACUUUCUUCUGCACUGUCGACAUGUCCUUCUUCCCAGAUCCUCACCUCUUUCCCAUUUAUACCCCGAAGAAAAUUCGCCAUACCGCCGUCCUUCGUGCUGCCGACGUGGUAAUGCGAGUGGAUAUCCCAUAUCUCUUCGCCGGCGUCGACGCUGCUUAUGGAAAUAUACCACAUAACCCCUUCUUCGCUGUUGUUGGUCCAAUCAACUAAAUGCGCGCCGCAUGUAUUGCAAAAGUACCUGUUGUUCACCUCUCAUUAUUAAGUAAAGAUUCUAGAAGAAGAAGAAGAAGAAGAAAAAAAUCAUAAAAAACACUGCCCUAACCCCAUUCCUUUAUCCACCAAAGACAUCUACCCUGCUCUCUCUCUCACACAUCCUCCCUUUCCCCAAAGACCCCUCUCAACGCAACUCAUCAAAACCAAUUCCCAGCCUAAAUUAUAAAAAAAUAAAAAAUAAAACUAACAUACCUUACGCACCCUCCCCCAUUCCCAUUCCUACUCCCCUUCUCACUCACAUACCCCAC
Molecule: messenger RNA, 554 nt
Organism: Periconia digitata
Lineage: Eukaryota; Fungi; Ascomycota; Dothideomycetes; Pleosporales; Periconiaceae
Source: the annotation of a GenBank genome assembly